GACAACAAAGGCAUAGAGAGAUUGGUUUUCUUUCUCUCAGCAUCUCCACCCAACCAGCAGAAAACCGGUCUCUGAGGUUCCACCAAAAUAUGGAACUUGAUUUUGGACACUUUGACGAAAGAGAUAAGGCAUCCAGGAACAUGAGGGGCUCACGGAUGAAUGGGCUGCCUAGCCCCACUCACAGUGCCCAUUGUAGCUUCUACAGAACCAGAACCUUGCAGGCACUGAGCAAUGAGAAAAAGGCCAAGAAGGUACGUUUCUACCGCAAUGGGGACCGCUACUUCAAGGGGAUUGUGUACGCUGUGUCCUCUGACCGUUUUCGCAGCUUCGAUGCUUUGCUGGCUGACCUGACUCGAUCUCUAUCUGACAACAUCAACCUGCCUCAGGGAGUGCGUUACAUUUACACCAUUGAUGGAUCCAGGAAGAUCGGAAGCAUGGAUGAGCUAGAGGAAGGGGAAAGCUAUGUCUGUUCCUCAGACAACUUCUUUAAAAAGGUGGAGUACACCAAGAAUGUCAAUCCCAACUGGUCUGUCAAUGUAAAGACAUCUGCCAAUAUGAAAGCUCCCCAGUCCCUGGCUAGCAGCAACAGUGCCCAGGCCAGAGAGAAUAAGGACUUUGUGCGUCCCAAGCUGGUGACCAUCAUCCGCAGUGGGGUGAAGCCUCGGAAGGCCGUGCGGGUGCUUCUGAAUAAGAAGACUGCUCACUCUUUUGAGCAAGUCCUCACUGAUAUCACUGAAGCCAUCAAACUAGAGACAGGAGUAGUCAAAAAACUCUACACUCUGGAUGGAAAACAGGUAACCUGUCUCCAUGAUUUCUUUGGUGAUGAUGAUGUGUUUAUUGCCUGUGGUCCUGAAAAAUUUCGCUAUGCUCAAGAUGACUUUUCUCUGGAUGAAAAUGAAUGCAGAGUCAUGAAGGGAAACCCAUCAGCCACAGCUGGCCCAAAGGCAUCCCCAACACCUCAGAAAAAUUCAGCCAAGAGUCCUGGCCCUAUGCGCAGAAGCAAGUCUCCAGCUGACUCAGGUAACGACCAAGACGCAAACGGAACCUCCAGCAGCCAGCUCUCUACCCCCAAGUCUAAGCAGUCUCCCAUCUCUACGCCCACCAGUCCUGGCAGCCUCCGGAAGCACAAGGUAGAUCUGUACCUGCCUCUGUCCUUGGAUGAUUCGGACUCACUUGGUGAUUCCAUGUGAAGGGGGAGAGUAUUCUGUCCAGGGUGUAAACCCAAGCCUACCGUGACAGUAGGAUACUUUUGCUCAAGUGUCCAACAGGGCUAUUGGUGCUUUCAAAAUUUUAUUUGUUGUUAUUGUUGUUGUCGUUGUUAAUUUUCAAAACACACUGUAGUAUGUUGGGUUUAUUUUCCUGUGAUUUCUCCUCUGGGCCACUGAUCCACAGUUACCAAUUAUAAGAGAUAGAUUGAUAACCAUCCUUUGUGGUAUCUUUCCAGGGAUGCAAAAUGUGCUAGUCCAUAACUUUUCUACUGAAUGAUUAGACACCUUCAUUGUCUUACUUUGCUCACACACUACAGCCUUCCUUCUGUAGAGGGAUGUUUAUCUGAAUAGAAUUUAUAAUAUUUGUAUGGAGAAAAAAAAAACAUUGCCAGAUCCAAGAGUGACAAACACAAGUGCCCCUUGUCUUUGGAACUUAAGAAUGCUGGAGGAUCCCAGGAGAAUGACAUGGUAGCUCCCCAACCUUGCUCUUCACUCCUGAUUGGGCCCCAAUUUGUCAUCUAACACCAACUCUGACUGUCAAAGGGGAGAAACACCAGCAAUUUAUGAUUGUGACAUCAGAUGCUUAGAACGGUGGUGCAGGGUUAGCUAAAAGAGAUGAGGCCAAAUUGGGAAAUUCAGAUAUUUCAGUAGAGUUUGUAAAGCACAGUGAAUUCCUGGUCAACCUCUCUGAUAGGGCAAUUUUGCAAUCAAUAAGCAAAUGAUGAAUUUGAGGUAAAGGAUGUCAUACACCUGAUCCCUCUAGAAGACUAACAUACUAAAUUAUUGCAUGAACUGAAUGGUAUCCAUCUAUCUCUGUUCUAUUGAAUGCCUUGUAAACAGCCAAUACUGAAAACACUGUGAGAAUUUGUUUUCAGGUCUGACACCUUUCAGUCGCUUUUUAUAGCAAGAAACCAGUAUCCUUUUUAUAUAAACUCAUGUCUGUAUUUCAGGAGCAAACUCUUCAGGCUCCUUUUUUAUAAACUGGUGAUUUUUCCUUUGUCUAAAAAACACAUGCAGAAAAUUUACCAAAAAAAAAUACAGAAAAAUAAUGUAGUUUAGAAAUCAUGCUCUCACUGCCAAACAGAAACCUCCAGUAGAAACAAAGUGAACAGCAGAGGCCAAUUCAAUAGAAUCAGUCUUUUGAUAGCUUUUUAACAGUUAUGCUUACAUAAAUAAUUUCAAUGUGGACCAGACAUUCUCAUUAUAUUUUAAAUGAAAUGUUAUGACAUUGUAAGCAACAGUUUUUAUCUAUAAUCCUAAUAUUUCAUACUGAAGACACAGAAUCCUUUCACUUGUCUUUAACAUUAGAAAGGAUUUGUCUUUAUUAAGGACUAAUCCUUAGAAAUAGUUCUCAGUCUUUGAGUUACAGGUUCAUAUUACUGCUUUUUGUCUGUAAUCAUAACCCAUAAUGGUAAAGACAACUAAAUUUAGGUAACAGUCAUGCAUGCCAAUUCUGUGUUUGCUUUUAGCAGAUGUAGAAGAUUUCCUUUAUUUCUUUGUAAUUGUUCAGAUAUUUUGAAAGAUGCAGCAUUUGAAGCCAAGCUCUUGUUUGGCUACUGAACGAUUUACAAUUGUCCCUCUACUCUAAAUGGAAUGAGCUUGCUCUGUGUGUGUGUGUG
Fukomys damarensis (Damara mole-rat) is the source of this 2827-nucleotide messenger RNA. RefSeq names its product doublecortin (gene Dcx). The record is from RefSeq and is a predicted model, not a curated record. The transcript is spliced from 7 exons. Lineage: Eukaryota; Metazoa; Chordata; Mammalia; Rodentia; Bathyergidae. The coding region runs from base 90 to 1190 and encodes 366 amino acids. Gene Ontology annotation, molecular function: microtubule binding. Gene Ontology annotation, biological process: photoreceptor cell development; neuron migration; retina development in camera-type eye. Gene Ontology annotation, cellular component: axoneme; neuron projection.